AUAAUAAUAAUCUUACUUACCACCACAUCUAUCAUAUGAUAUAUAUAUAUAUACCACUUAUAUAAUGUGUGUGUACACAUAUCUUAUAUACAUUUAUAUCGUACAUUUUAUAUCUUUUAUCUAUCUUAUAUCCUUUCCUAAAUAAUAAUCUAAAGAAAGAACAACGAAUUAAUAUAAAAGCAAACUGCAACGACAAACUGCAACGAUUAAUAUUUCAUUAAGAACAGUUAGGUUCAUUAAGAAUAGUUACGUUCUUUUGACUGUUUAAUUAUAAAAAUAUAUUUUUAAUUAAAUAUUUUAAAUUAAUUGUUUAAUUAUAAAAAUAUAUUAUAAAAAUAUAUUAAUUAUAAAAAUAAUAAAAAUAUAUUUCUCGUUAUUAUGAUUCGAAUAAUAACUAUUUUUCUUUUAUUAACAGUAAUUAGUUACUGUAGUGCAUAUCCUGAUGGAAACGUGCAAAAUGAAAAAGUGAAGUGUGGUCCCAAUGAAGAAUUCACAAAUUGUGGUUCAGAAUGUGUGGAUACUUGUGAGAAACCGGCAUCACCUGUUUGUAAUCUGAAAUGUGUUAUUGGGUGCCAAUGUAAACCAGGUUUCGUAAGAAACAGAGAAAGCAAGUGUGUUUUGACACGUGAUUGUUGAAUUGACAAAUGGCCAAGUAUCAUUAGAUUAUUUAUAUAUAUUUCUGUAAUACUAUAAAAAAAAUUAUAAAAAAAAUGUACAUAUAUGAAUUGUAUAUAUUUAUAGAUACAUAUAAUCAAAUAAUUAAUUAAUUAAUAAUUUAUUAAUUAAUUAUAAUUAUAUCAACUUUUGCCUUCGUUAAUGAUAAUUAAUGAUCAGAUUGAAUGAUAAUUAGAAGAUAGAUUGCACAAGAUCAAUUUAAAAAAAAAAAUCUUUAAAAAAAAUAUUAUUUUAUUAAUAUUAAUAAUAAUAUUAAUAAAAACAGAAUAUUAUUGUAUUUUAUUUUUGAUAUAAAAUACGUAACACGUAAAUAUUUAUCUCUAUUUAUUAUAUUAUUAAUUUAUUAUUUAUUUAUUACAUAUGAACGAGAAAAAUAAUUUUUUCUUUACAUUAUUUUUUUUAUACUAUAUUACAGAAAUAUACUAUAAGAUAAAAUGCUUAUGAAAAAACUAAAAAAAUUUUGUAACAUUCAAUUUUUGUUUAAUUAUUUAUCAACGAAUUUUUUGAGUAUAAACACGUAAAAAUAGAGAAAAAAUAAUUAUAUACAAUUUUUAAAAAAAAUUGCAAUUUAUUAACAAUAUUUUGUUAAUUUGUACAGUUAUUUUUUAUAUGCAAAAAUUUAUUAUAUAUAUCAAAUAAUUCAUCAAAUUAUUAGAACUCGAAAAAUUAAGAAAAUCGUUAAUUUCUUCGCAAAUAUCAACGAUCACGCUAUGUAAAUAUAUAAGAACGCGCAAGGUUAAUACACGCCAGUUUCCAUCGAACCGUCGACGAGGUAACAUCGAACGUAGAGUUUCGAUACGAUAUAUUAUUAAUUUUAAUUAUUGUAAUUAUUGUUUAUUGUUUUAUUGUUUUAUUGCGCAUUAUUGUUUACGUUAUACGUUAAUACGUUAUACGUUAAUAAAUAUCAAAGAAAUUUUAUAAAUCUUAUCUCAAAUCCGAUUAAAACGUUUUCGCAACAUUGCGAAAUUAAAUAUUGACCUUUAAAUCGAUCGAUCAUUUUUGGGCAAUAUUUUUCGCUUAUCUCAUAUUUCCAAUAAUUGUCAAAAUUAUCAAAAUUACGAAACACGCGCAGUUGAAUUAUCAAUUUUACAAUUUGAAAUGAAUUACUGACUUGUUGUUUCAUUUGUACACUUUCGAUCAAUAAGAUAAAUCUAUUCUCGAAGAAACAAAAUCUAUUCUCGAAGAAAAGAAAGAAACAAUCGCGAGAUUUAAACGACAUGUAUAUAUAAAUAAAAUUAAAUAAAGAGAAUGUUUAUUUUUUUCAAGAAGCAAAA
Apis cerana (Asiatic honeybee) is the source of this 1949-nucleotide messenger RNA. Its product is annotated as chymotrypsin inhibitor. The record is from RefSeq and is a predicted model, not a curated record. NCBI's taxonomy places the organism in Eukaryota, Metazoa, Arthropoda, Insecta, Hymenoptera, Apidae.